AUGUCUGCCGAGGACGGGAUUCCCCUCAGAUCGAUCAACGACGAUGAGUCUCUUGACGAGUUUUCUGACUAUGAAUCGCAGCCUCUCAAUGGAUCGCGCAACAGUCAGGCACCUGAUCGGUUUUUUAUUAUGUCUAAGCUGGCCUCAGUACCGUCUAGAGUAACUACUCACUGGACUUCUGUGAUGAAGUGUCGACAUGGCCACUGCAACGCGCACCCCGAAUCUUCCAGAGCGAUUGUCUGCCGAUACAUACAACGUCCAUUCUGGGGGCUUGUAGUACUAUUAGGACUACUGAACAUCUUCUCCAUUGGCUUGAGUUGUAUUUUCUUCCUCUUUCCCGAUGACUUCGACGAUCGGCUUGAUGCGUGGCUUCUGCCAAAUCACCGUUUAUCCACAUCGACGCAUUGGGACAGACACGGAGUCCCCCUCAGCAGAUGUCAUUCCCAUAACGACUACUGGCGCGAGGUCCCUCUCAAAUCCGCACUGCUCGCCGGUUGCAUUGGUGUCGAGGCAGAUAUCUGGUUGUCGGAUAAAGACCUACUUGUCGGUCACAACCCAUUCGUGCUUAGCCGCCACGAGACUCUGCGCACGCUGUAUCUCAAUCCAUUACUAGACAUUCUACAUCAGCGCAAUACCCGGACAAAUCUGCUGAAUUUGCCGGAUGCCUUUCACGCCAAUGUUCCAAUGGCGGGAGUCUUUGCCUCUGAUCCUGCUCAGACUUUGGCCUUACUCAUUGAUUUCAAGACGGACGGCGACAAGCUAUGGCCGUAUGUGAUGGAACAGCUAGAACCUCUGCGUGAGGCAGGCUAUCUGACAUACUACAACGGGACCCAUCUCAACGAAAGACCCAUCACCGUUGUUGCUUCGGGCAACGCACCCAUGCAUCGAGUAAUAGGAAAUGAUACCUACCGCGACAUUUUCUACGAUGCCCCAUUAGAUAGGCUGACUCUGUCGCCAAUACCCAGUCAGGACCCUCUAUCCCCAGACUACGAUUUCUCCAACAGCUACUAUGCCUCCGUGAACUUUGGACGGGCGAUUGGCAGUCUCCAUUGGAAUCGGUUUUCGCAAGAUCAAUUGAUGUUGAUUCGUGCGCAGAUCGAGGCGGCGCAUAGGCGUGGUCUCAAGGUUCGCUACUGGGGCACGCCAACUUGGCCGAGAGGGUUGCGCAAUCAUGUAUGGCAUGUGUUAGUACGCGAAGGUGUGGAUCUCAUCAACGUGGAUGAUUUGAGAGAGGGGACAAGACAGGAUUGGCGCAAGCAUCGAAGUUGGCUUCUCUAA
This is a messenger RNA of Talaromyces marneffei, 1278 nucleotides long. RefSeq lists its product as uncharacterized. Gene Ontology annotation, molecular function: phosphoric diester hydrolase activity. NCBI's taxonomy places the organism in Eukaryota, Fungi, Ascomycota, Eurotiomycetes, Eurotiales, Trichocomaceae. Bases 1 to 1278 code for a protein of 425 amino acids. Gene Ontology annotation, biological process: lipid metabolic process. The record is from RefSeq and is a predicted model, not a curated record. The transcript has 2 exons.